AUGACGGUCACCGUGUCACCCGUGAUUUCAACUGGAAGGUGCUCCGGGCUCCGCUGGGAGGAUUCUGGAUGGAUUGCUUUUCCAGAUAUCCCCAGAGACUUUGGUCUGCUUUUGCUGGGGUGCAUCGGCGCCGAAAAGCUCGGAAUGCUGCGGGAGGGAGUUGGGAACUACACAUGGACACGUAAGCACAUUCACAAACUGUGGCUGGCUCCACCUUUCCGUACCCACGCUACUUACCGCUACUUUCUGUCCAUCUACGUGGCGUUCGUGGAGGAAGUGAAGAAGCAGUGCGCCGACAUGGACGCCCAGUGGGACGAGCGCCAGAAGACCCGCGCGGAGGAGACGGAGGCGAUCUCCAAGGCCGUGGAGAUCUUGGACGCGGACGAAGCGCAUGAGAACUUCGCCAAGACCUUCAGCUUCCUGCAGGAGUCCGAAGAAUCCUCCCGGGUGUCCAAGGCGGCCGCCGCUCUGGCGAAGGCCAAGGAUCCUCGCGUUUUGAGCUUGGCGAUGCAGAUGAAGAUUGACAAGUUCACCAACGUCAAGAAGGCCAUGGAUGACAUGGUCUUUGCCCUGAAGAAAGAACAGGCCGAUGAGGUGAAGCAGAAGGACUUUUGCGUGGAAGAGUUCCGCAAGAAUCAGCUGCAGACAGAGGACAAGACACGUACCAAGGAAGCUCUGUUGGCAAAGGAGCAGGCCAUUGAUAUUGCCAAACCAAAGAGUGACAUCGAAACCCUGCAGGGCGAGAUCGCUGACAUGAAGAAGCAGCUGCAGUUGGCCGGGCAGAACCGUGAGAAGGAGAACGCCGAGUUCCAGAAGGUCAUCGAGGAGCAACGUCAAACCCAGAGCCUGCUGAAGGAGGCACUGACCGUCCUGGGCAAGUUCUACAACAAGGGCGCCUUUCUGCAGGGCAGCCAGCAUGCGCCUGAGGCACCUGGAGGCUUCAAGGAUUACAAGGCCAACGGCAAGAGCUUCGGAGUGAUGUCCAUGCUGCAGCAGCUGGUGGAAGAUGCAAAGGCCAUGGAAGCCGAGGCCGUGCGCGCUGAGAACAGUGCCCAGACAGCUUACGAAGCCUUCGCAAAGGACACCACCGAGUCCGUCACCAAGAAGGAGAGCUCCAUUUCCAACAAGAAGGCGUACAAGGCCAAACUGGAGAAGACCUUGGUGCAGACCCGCGAGUCCCGGGAGGGCCAGGAGAACGAACUCGAGACGCUGGCGACGAAGUUGGCCGACCUGCACGAAAGCUGCGACUUUCUGAUGAAGAAUUUCGAUGCGAGGCAGACCGCCAGGGAAGAGGAGAUGGAUUCUGUGACGAAGGCCAAGGCGGUCCUCUCAGGUGCCAACUUUGCGGAGAUUCAGCUCGACUGA
This is a messenger RNA of Cladocopium goreaui, 1365 nucleotides long. Lineage: Eukaryota; Dinophyceae; Suessiales; Symbiodiniaceae. The record is from the annotation of a GenBank genome assembly.